AUGUUGCUAGAAGACCUGCGCAACACACGAGAGGACCUUGAGCGUCUCGAGCAGGCCAUAGCCGAGCGCUCACUGGAAGAUCCCAAACAUUCACAAUCAAACCGCGCAGUCGACCUCUACAAAGACAACGAUGGCAGCCGUCUACGCGAAAUCCAGUCCAUCUCUACUGGCGACACAUUUGACGAGUUCUACAAGCAACUGAACAACAUCAAAGACUUCCACAAGCGCUACCCGAAUGAGCCUGUCGAAAACCUGGAGCGCGCAUACAAGCGUAGAGCUGUCGGCGAUGACACUCCCUUCGCUUCAGAGAUCGACACUAUGUUUACCGGAGAGGAGGCUUUUGGCCGCUACUUUGACAUGAACGCCCUGCACGAAGACUACAUCAAUUUGCCUGGUUCAAAAAGACGCAUUACAUAUCUGCAAUAUCUGGACACAUUUGAUGAAUUUGAGGGCAUGCCCCGGCCGGACAAGCUGAAGGAUCAAUACUUCCAGUAUCUAGGAAACCUGGCUACCUAUCUCGAGAGCUUUAUGCGCCGAAUCAAGCCUUUAGAAGAUCUGGAUAGGCUAUUUAUCAGCUUCGACGAGGACUUNUUAAAAGCAUGGGAGAAGGACGAGAUUGCAGGCUGGCAGCUCAACACAAAAUCAACAACAGAUGGACCCGCGACAGAAGGAACAGGCGAAGGCAUAUGGUGCCCGGACUGCGAAAAGGAAUUCAAAAACGACAACGUCUACAAGGCCCACUUGACAGGAAAGAAACACAUCAAAAACGCAGAAGCAAGAAAACAACGCACCGCAGACGGCGAAACAACAUCCACAAACGGCAGCACCACCAACGCAGCAACCUCAGUGCACCGCCUCAAAGAAAAAGCCGUAGCAGAACGCGAACACCGCAUCCGCAAACUCGCCGCCGCAAUGCAGACCGAACGCUCCGACACACGCGCCAACGUCGAACGCAAGCAAGGCAUGACAGACAAAGAACGCCAACAAGAACUCGCCGCCCUCUACGCCGAAACCCUCGAUCUGCAAUCCGCCGACCCUUCCGCCACCGCAAACGGCGACACCGAAGACCAAGACGAAGAAGGCAAAGUCUACAACCCACUCAAAUUGCCCCUGGGCUGGGAUGACAAACCCAUCCCCUUCUGGCUCUACAAGUUACACGGCUUGGGCGUCGAGUUUCCCUGCGAGAUCUGUGGCAACUACGUGUACAUGGGUAGAAGAGCAUUCGACAAGCACUUUGGCGAAGCCCGCCAUUUGUACGGUUUGAAGCGCUUGGGCAUCACCAAUUCCAGCAUGUUUAGAGAUGUUACGGGUAUCCAGGAAGCGACAGAGUUGUGGGGUAAGUUGCAAGUGGACAAGAAGCAAGAAUCCACGGCGAGCGAUCAGGUCGUGCAGAUGGAGGAUGGAGAGGGUAAUGUCAUGCCCGAAAAGGUCUACUAUGAUUUACAGAAACAGGGGUUGUUGUAA
This is a messenger RNA of Aureobasidium vineae, 1464 nucleotides long. The record is from the annotation of a GenBank genome assembly. NCBI's taxonomy places the organism in Eukaryota, Fungi, Ascomycota, Dothideomycetes, Dothideales, Saccotheciaceae.